Molecule: messenger RNA, 1527 nt
Organism: Anopheles marshallii
Lineage: Eukaryota; Metazoa; Arthropoda; Insecta; Diptera; Culicidae
Product: alanine--glyoxylate aminotransferase 2, mitochondrial
Exons: 7
Coding region: 1-1527 (508 amino acids)
Biological process (GO): glyoxylate catabolic process
Cellular component (GO): mitochondrion
Molecular function (GO): L-alanine:glyoxylate transaminase activity; pyridoxal phosphate binding
Source: RefSeq, a predicted model, not a curated record
AUGCUCCUGAUGAACCGGCGAGCCUUAUCAGCACGAUCUCUUCGCGAACAAACGCACUGCCGCAUGCUCACAACGCAACCAAAUGCGCAACGCCCAGAAUCGCUCAAGCAGCAACAUCAGCCGCACCAUGACUUGCCGGCGUACAAAGGUCAAAGUUACGACGAGGUCGUGAAGCUUCGCAAACAGUAUCUAACGCCAAAUGUGACCUCCUACUACAAGAAACCGUUGCUGAUACACAAAGGCCGUGGGGCGCAGCUGUUCGAUCAGGAGAAAAGCUACCUGGACAUGUUCGGUGGCAUCGUCACCGUUUCCGUCGGCCACUGCCAUCCGAAGGUAAAUGCCGCACUGGAAGAACAGCUGCGUACGCUCUGGCAUACGACCAACAUUUACAUGCACCCGAAACUGCACGAGUACGCGGAAAAGCUGGUGGCCAAAUUGCCCGGCGAUCUAAAGAACGUGUACUUCGUCAACUCCGGCUCGGAGGCCAACGAUUUGGCCAUGAUGAUGGCGCGUCUGUACACGGGCAACCACGACAUCAUUAGCUUCAGAAACGCAUACCACGGUGCGUCCCCAUACACGAUGGGUCUGACGGCGCACUCUACCUGGCGGUAUCCGCUUCCCGGUCUUAACAGUGGUAUCCUGCACGCGAUGAAUCCCGAUCCGUACACCGGCAUCUGGGGCGGUCAGCAGUGCCGAGACUCGCCAGUCCAAACCACACGCAGCUGCGACUGCCAGCCGAAUGAGUGUAAAGCCUCGGACAAGUACUACGAGCAGCUGGAGCAAAUAUUUAAAUACUCGCUACCGCGCGGCAAGGUGGCCGCAAUGUUUGCCGAGUCGAUUCAGGGCGUCGGUGGCACCGUGCAGUACACGAAGGGAUACAUAAAGCGUGCCGCGGAGCUCGUCCGGGCCAACGGUGGGCUGUUCAUUUCGGACGAGGUGCAAUCCGGUUUCGGUCGCACCGGAGAACACUAUUGGGGCUUCGAAGGGCAUGACAUCGUGCCGGACAUAGUGACGAUGGCAAAGGGCAUCGGAAAUGGGUUCCCGAUCGGUGCGGUCGUUACGUCGCGCAAAAUCGCGGACGUCCUUUCCCAGGCCUUACACUUCAACACCUUCGGUGGCAACCCGCUCGCGUGUGCCGUAGGAAUUGCAGUUCUUGAUGUUAUCGACGAGGAGGAAAUGCAAAAGAACUCGCUUGAGGUGGGCACCUACUUGCUGAAGGGGCUAGAAAAGCUACGCGACAGGCACGAUGUUAUUGGGGAUGUACGCGGCAAGGGAUUGAUGAUUGGUGUGGAGCUGGUUGCCGAUAAGGAGACGCGACAGCAUUUGAGCGCACCGCAUUUCGUCGAUAUCUGGGAGAUGUGCAAAGACAUGGGCGUCUUGUUCGGGCGCGGCGGUCUGAAUGCAAACGUACUGCGCAUUAAGCCACCGAUGUGUGUUAAUCGAACCGAUGCUGACUAUGCGCUAGCAGUGAUCGAUUACUGCUGCGAUCAGCACAUGAAGAAACGGAAGCGAGGCUCUAGACGUUAG